Molecule: messenger RNA, 834 nt
Organism: Onychostoma macrolepis
Lineage: Eukaryota; Metazoa; Chordata; Actinopteri; Cypriniformes; Cyprinidae
Product: aquaporin-4
Exons: 6
Coding region: 1-834 (277 amino acids)
Biological process (GO): transmembrane transport
Cellular component (GO): plasma membrane
Molecular function (GO): water channel activity
Source: RefSeq, a predicted model, not a curated record
AUGGCCAUAAAGGAGGAGCUGAGGAGCCGUCAGUUCUGGCAGGGGAUUCUGGCAGAGACUCUUGGUUCCCUGGUCUUUGUAUCUGCUGUGCUGGGCUCUUUAGUGCCGGGGCCGGAUGGGGCCUCCCCGGGGCCCAUUUACCCAGCACUGGCUGCUGGUAUGGCGACCGUGGUUCUGGGAUAUUGCUUUGGUGAAAUCAGUGGGGCUCAGGUGAAUCCUGCGGUGACUGUGGCUCUCUUGGCCACGCGUAAGGUGGAUGUGUUGAGGGCUGUGGUGUAUCUGAUCGCUCAGUGUUUGGGUGGGAUCCUCGCGGCUGGCUUCAUGUACCUCUCGCUGCCCCUGAAGUCCGUGGCGCAGAACUACAUCAACAAGGUCCCAGUGGACAUGAACGCAGGUCAAGCUCUCGGGAUGGAGAUUCUUGCCACGUUUCUCCUGGGUUUCACUGUAUUUUCUGUGGAAGAUCAGCGCAGGAGAGAAAUAAAUGAACCAGGGAAUUUAGCCAUUGGGUUUGCUGUGACCACUGCCAUCUUUAUUGCUGGGAGGUUUUCUGGUGCCAGCCUGAACCCAGCUCGCUCUCUUGGUCCCGCUAUAAUACUUGGAUAUUGGGAACAUCACUGGGUCUACUGGAUCGGUCCAAUCUUAGGUGCAUUGCUGGCUGGAGUGUCUCAUGAGUUCAUUUUUGCCCCCAGUGCAUCCAGACAGAAGCUGGUGGCUUGUUUGACCUGUAAGGACAUUGAGAUUGUGGAGACGGCCAGCGUGUCUCGAUCGUCCCUGUCCACUGUCACACAGAGCGCCAUGAGAAACAAACAAAACAACAAACUGGAGCACAGCUAA